Loxodonta africana (African savanna elephant) is the source of this 1232-nucleotide messenger RNA. RefSeq names its product ISG15 ubiquitin like modifier (gene ISG15). Bases 110 to 577 code for a protein of 155 amino acids. Gene Ontology annotation, biological process: tail-anchored membrane protein insertion into ER membrane; post-translational protein targeting to endoplasmic reticulum membrane. Lineage: Eukaryota; Metazoa; Chordata; Mammalia; Proboscidea; Elephantidae. The record is from RefSeq and is a predicted model, not a curated record. Gene Ontology annotation, molecular function: protein-folding chaperone binding. The transcript is spliced from 2 exons. Gene Ontology annotation, cellular component: BAT3 complex.
GCUGUUCAGGCCCAUAAAAGGCAGAGGAUGUAGGGCCAGGGGAAGUGGGAGCCAAGAGGCAACAAACUUCUCUGUGGCUACGGAGCACCUAGCACCAGAACCCACAGCCAUGGGCUUCAACCUGAAGGUGAAGAUGCUGAGUGGCCAGGAGAUCUUGGUGCCCGUGACGGCCUCCAUGCUGUUGUCGGAGCUGAAGCAGCGGGUCUCGAAGGAGAUAGGCGUGCCUACCUUCCAGCUGCGGCUGGCCCAUUCAAAUGGCACAGUGCUACAGGACGGAGUGCCCCUCAUGGACCAGAGCCUGGGCCCUGGCAGCAUGGUCCUGCUGAUAGUGGACAGCUGCGAGCCCCUGAGCAUCCUGGUGCGCAAUGACAAGGGCAGAAGCGUUGCCUAUGAGGUCCGGCUGACCGACACUGUGGCCCAGCUUAAGCAGCAAGUGUGCCAGCAGGAGAGGGUGCAGGCUGACCUCUUCUGGCUGACCUUUGAGGGGAGGUCCCUGGAUGAACAGAAGCUAUUGGGGGACUAUGGCCUUACCCCCAGGUGCACAGUGUACAUGAAUCUGCGGCUUCGGGGAGGCUGAAGAGGCCCCAGGGGACGCUGAGUUUUCUGCCCUCCUGAGGGGACUGGAGGAGGAGAUACCUGGGGUGCCCACUCCAAGACCUGCGGGCUUCCCGUGCCAGUAAUAAAAAUUGAUGCAAAAUGAACUGUUGGCCUCCUGCUCUGUCUUGCCCCUGUGUCUGUCUGCCCCUAUCCUCCCCACCGCCGCUGGGGAAAAGCAGGAGACUGUGGGGGGAGGGGACCCAGGGUUGCUGGGGGUGACCAGGCCAGGGUUACCAACAAGGCUCUGGGUUAAAGGACAAAGGUUUCACACUGAGAGCUUGGUGGGCUCAAAAUAGUGAAGAAAUUGAAGUAAGACAUGUCGGCACACACAAAUUAACUUUAGAGAAACAAAAGGAGGAAACUUUGUUGGAGCCCAUGCAGGUGAGUGUUCUCCAGCCCUGCACAGCUGCCCCCCACCUGGGAAGGUGUGGUGGUGGGUCCCCAGGACGUAUCCUGGUGGUUGUGAGGGAGGGAGGCCCACACCAACUGGGGCUGAGGGUCUCUUGGCACCCCAGAACUGACCAGCCUGCCUUGUCCUACUUGCAUUAGUCUGGGGAAAGGUCUGGGCAGGGGUUUGAUGAAGGCCGAGCUGCCCAGUGGAGCCAGUACCCCUCCCUGGGCAGCUCCAGAAUUAU